UUCUUGCAAAUGGUGGAUUGAUUUCUGUGAGUGGAUCGCAAAUGGUUGCCACAGCAGCAAAACAUCAUUCAACUCCAGUUGUAGUGUGUACCGGUUUGUACAAAUUAUCGCCUUUGUAUCCGUAUGAUGAAGAUUCAUUUAAUGAUCUUGUGGCUCCGGAUCCAAUCUUGAGUUUUGAAGAAGGAGAUUUAAUUGAUAAAGCUACAUUUUUAAAUCCUUAUUAUGAUUAUGUUUCACCUGGACUUGUUAGUAUUUUCGUAACAAAUACUGGCGGACAUCCUCCAUCAUAUUUAUAUAGACUUAUAAAUGAAAAUUACGACCCAGAAGAUACUAUCAUAUAA
Messenger RNA from Entrophospora sp. SA101, 341 nucleotides. The record is from the annotation of a GenBank genome assembly. NCBI's taxonomy places the organism in Eukaryota, Fungi, Glomeromycota, Glomeromycetes, Entrophosporales, Entrophosporaceae.